Varanus komodoensis (Komodo dragon) is the source of this 841-nucleotide messenger RNA. It is a transcript of the gene NRG4, whose product is annotated as neuregulin 4. NCBI's taxonomy places the organism in Eukaryota, Metazoa, Chordata, Lepidosauria, Squamata, Varanidae. Gene Ontology annotation, biological process: intracellular signal transduction; animal organ development; nervous system development. The record is from RefSeq and is a predicted model, not a curated record. Gene Ontology annotation, molecular function: chemorepellent activity. The transcript has 7 exons. The coding region runs from base 273 to 620 and encodes 115 amino acids.
GGUUCUCUUCUGCACAGCCUCUUCACCAUGUGUCCCAGUCGGCCCUUAUACAGGCAAGAACAUUUUGACCUCCUGCGCCUGCCACUGACUCUCUCUCUCUCUCCCCCGAGGAAAUAGGAGGAGGAGACACCAAACUUUGGUAUCAGGACACACAAAGACUCAGUAAAGGACGGGACCUCCUUGGAAGAACCGUCAUUGUCUGAUAAUAUUAAUAUUGACAGUUUUUGAAGAAUAGCCUGUGACCAAGAAUUACAAAUUGUGGUCAGAAUAAUAUGCGAACAGAUCAUGAAGAACUCUGUGGCAGCAGUUACGGAUCAUUCUGUCUGAAUGGUGGAAUUUGUUACACUAUACCUACCAUCUCCAGUCCUUUUUGCAGGUGUAUUGAGAAUUACACAGGCGCUCGUUGUGAGGAAAUUUUGCUCCCCAGCAUCAAGCACCAUUCAAGAAGUGAGCUUUUUGCAGCGGUUCUUGCUUCGGUUGUGGUCCUGAGUGUCCUGGUAGCAGGAGCUUUCUUCUUCCUUUGCAGAAAGGGCCAGAUUCCACGGACCAGUUCAAUAGAGCGUGGCGACAACCUGCUUGACGGAAAUGACAGCAAUAGUUGCAACAAGGUAACUGAAUAAUCAACGCAGGAAGGGAUGGAACACACACUGAAACAGCCAUAAAAAUGCUACGGCAUAUUGGAGAACAGGGUAAGAAGACAACAGAGAAGAUUUCCAAGCCGAAUAGGUCUUAUGCUCAUCAGCAAAUGGGUAUUGAUAGAAUAAAUUAGGGGAAAAAAUCAGUUGCAUUUAAGGGGGUCCUCUCGAUUUCAAAGAAGGAAGAACCAUUGCUUGCAAUUACC